Messenger RNA from Syngnathoides biaculeatus (alligator pipefish), 1659 nucleotides. It is a transcript of the gene sumo3a, whose product is annotated as small ubiquitin like modifier 3a. Lineage: Eukaryota; Metazoa; Chordata; Actinopteri; Syngnathiformes; Syngnathidae. Gene Ontology annotation, molecular function: protein tag activity; ubiquitin-like protein ligase binding. The record is from RefSeq and is a predicted model, not a curated record. Gene Ontology annotation, cellular component: nucleus. Gene Ontology annotation, biological process: protein sumoylation. The transcript is spliced from 4 exons. Bases 214 to 498 code for a protein of 94 amino acids.
UUAGCGGUCACGUGCCGCCCGGCGUCCAAUCGUCUCCCGGCGAGAGAGGUUUCGGCGCGCGUUCCCGUCAGCGGAGGAGGAGAAGCGAGGACAGUCGGCGGCAGAAGACCAAAUCAAAUAAAUUACUAAAAUACAGUUUAAGCGACGGUUUUUUUUAAAGAAAAAAAAAAUACAAUCUCUGCCUGUAAAAUCGUGACAAGAAAUCCGGAAAGUAUGUCAGAGGAAAAGCCAAAGGAGGGCGUCAAGACGGAGAACGACCACAUCAACCUCAAGGUCGCGGGGCAGGAUGGAUCGGUGGUCCAGUUCAAAAUCAAACGGCACACACCCCUCAGUAAACUCAUGAAGGCGUACUGCGAACGACAGGGACUCUCAAUAAGGCAGAUCAGGUUCAGGUUCGACGGACAGCCCAUCAACGAGACUGAUACGCCUUCGCAGCUGGAGAUGGAAGACGAAGACACCAUCGACGUUUUCCAACAGCAGACGGGCGGCCGCUGCUAAGCUCCCUUCGACCGUUUGUUUGACAGCCAGCCUCAGACCCGAGACACAAACUCGAACCCUCCGACCUCGCCCUUCUCCAUCGCUCCUCUCAGCUGUUAUUAUUAAUUAUUAUUCACUUAAGAUACGUCUGUCGUGAUGUGAUUUUUUUUUUUUUUUUUUGGGGGGGGGGUUCUCUGACACGUUCUGGGUGUCGGAUUUAGACCAAUGAUGCGUCGACGUUGUUGCCAGCAAGCGUUUUUGGAAUCGGCUAGUUUUUAGGGUGGUGCCAUCAACGUAAUUUGCUUUUUGGCUGUUUUUUUUUUUUUUAUUUCUCCAUUUUAAUUUUUAUUAUUAACUGAAUCUGUACAGAUGUCUCAGAAUAGAUGUGCCACAACUCUAAAAAUGACCAAAUGAGGCAUUCAAAGGAAGUCUGUAGUUUUUUUUUUUUUUUUUUUUUUUUUUUUUUUUUUUUUGCGUCCUCGCUGCUUCUGAGAUUUCCGCAUGUCCUGGAGGGGUGGGGUGGGGGGGCUGCUUCCAUACCACCAAGUAUUUAUUCGCACAUUAAGAGGAGGAUAUGAAUGAAUAGUCAGAAUAUUAUUUUAAACGUUAAACUUUUUUUCUGUCCCCCCCCCCUUAAAAUAUAUGUAAAAUGGCCAACAAUGAAGAACAUUAACUGCAAACGGGAGUGUAUUGGGGGGGGGGGUAUAGAGUCUCUUCAGGAAAUCCGAAGCUUCAGGUUCAGUGAGUCGUGUUGUGAAGUGGGAAUAAAAUUUCAAGCGGGUAUAAAUAGUGCAGAGAGAGAGAGAAAUCUUUUUUAAGACCUCAACAAUGUCCCUCCCUUUUCAUUUAAAUGUACAUCUUAAUUAUUAGAAAUAGAUUUUGCCUCAUCCCAAGUGUAUUUUUUGUGUGUGUGUGUGUGUGUGUGUGCGCGCCCAUUCAGUGCAUCUAAAAUAAAAACAUCGGUCCUACUCGGUCAACCCCCCCCCCCCCCCACUUCGUCAAAAUGAGAGCACAUUUUUUUUCUAGCCCGAAAUACAAUUUUUCCCUCCUGCGUCUGAGCUGGGUUAGCUAAAAAGAAAAAACUCAAUAAGGGGCCCAGGUCUUUAGUCAUUUUAUUUUUCUCUACUGAUUUGUACAUUAUUUGUUGUCUUUUACUACUGUAUACAAUAAAUAUAGUUUGGU